Messenger RNA from Limulus polyphemus (Atlantic horseshoe crab), 1264 nucleotides. RefSeq names its product NEDD8 ultimate buster 1-like. Gene Ontology annotation, molecular function: protein binding. The transcript has 10 exons. Bases 117 to 1163 code for a protein of 348 amino acids. Gene Ontology annotation, biological process: regulation of ubiquitin-dependent protein catabolic process. The record is from RefSeq and is a predicted model, not a curated record. Lineage: Eukaryota; Metazoa; Arthropoda; Merostomata; Xiphosura; Limulidae.
UCUGUUUUCCAGCACAAUGAUUUACUUAUGUCACUAGUUCUCUCAGUAACAUAUUAUGUUGUCUGUUUUCCAGCACAAUGAUUUACUUAUGUCACUAGUUCUCUCAGUAACACAUCAUGUUGUCUGUUUUCCAGCACAAUGAUUUACUUAUGGUACUAGUUCUCUCAGUAACACAGCAAGAAAUAAUGGAAAAAGAAGAUCAAGAGCUGAAGCUUCAGAGAACUCGUCAAGAUGCAGAACUUCUUUCAUCACUUGAUACUGAUGACCCAGCUAGCAACCAGUAUCUUCAAGUUGCUGACCAGAAUGGAAAAGUGCUCCAACUUCCCCAACAAGAAAGGAAAGCUCUUGCCCUUGCUAUGACUUUACAUGAAAAAGGAAGAGCAACUAUGAAAAGAAAGAACUACGGGGAAGCUUUAAUAUUUUUCUUGGAGGCAGAUACAGAAUUCAGGAAGUGUACAUCACAACUUCUGCAGUCAGUGGACAACUAUGCCUUGCUAUGUCUGGACAUUACAUGGUGUUACUUGAAUUUGGGGAGUGUUGCUCAUCUUCCAGAUGCAGAGAGUCGUUUGAAAACGUGUGAGGAUUGUUUUCACCAAAGUUAUGGAUCAAACCUUGAAAGAGUUGAAGCCAUAAAGGGUAGUUCUGGAAAUGAGUCAUCAUUGUUUACAAGAUUGCAUCUUCUGCAGGGUAUUGUUGCCUACUAUCAGAACAGGAAGGAAGAAGCCAAAUUCUUACUGAGAAGAGUGUCUUCUGAACUGUCUUCUCUAAAGGUGGAUGAUAACAAGUUAUCGGAGGUGACUGCUUUUGGUUUUAGCAUAGCUGAAGCUAGGUUAGGACUAAGAUGUUGUCAUGGUAACAUAGAAAGAGCAGUACAGCACAUAAUAACAAAACGAGAGGAAAGAGAACAGAUGAGGAUAAAGGAAGAUGAGGAAAGGAAAAGAAAGAAGAAACAGAAGACAUUAGGAAAGACAUUAUCUGGAGACUGGAUCAAUAUUGACUUCUACAAUACACUGGUGUCAAUGGGUUUUUCUAGUGUUACAGCUAAGGGUUCCCUACAACAAUCAAACAAUAACAUUUCUAAAGCAAUACAGGUAAGCAUUACCCAGCUAGUGAUAAUGUGUAUAUUGGUUUUAGUUGUUGUAGAUUUUUCCAGAGAUAACUAGUAACAGGGGAUGAUAAUUAAGAUGGACAUAAGUAUACUAUUAUCCUUUUAAAAUGGAAAACGUUAAUCUUCACUAAUGUUCUGAUAGCAGACAUAAAUUUU